Messenger RNA from Lachancea nothofagi CBS 11611, 1377 nucleotides. The record is from the annotation of a GenBank genome assembly. Lineage: Eukaryota; Fungi; Ascomycota; Saccharomycetes; Saccharomycetales; Saccharomycetaceae.
AUGGCCAAAAUCACCAAGCGAGGAAGGACGGUCAUAACUUGCAUCGUGCUCCUGUACGUUGUUCUGUCGUUUCGGUUGAACAGCUGGAAAGUGCACUCGGGGUUUUACAAAGGCUUCAAAACGCUUUUACCAACAACAUCCGACGUCAAGAACGUCAACUUCAAGCAAUUCCAAGCCGAAAAUCUGAGAGAAGCCUCGGUCACCAGCUUGAGAUCGCAACUGGCGCUUCAGUUUCCAUACGAUACGUCUGAGCCUAUCCCGAAGAGAGUAUGGCAAACCUGGAAGUAUCCUUUGGACUCUCCCAAAAUGAAAGCAGAGUUCCGCAUGCUUGCCGGUCGCUGGAAAGACGCGGUAGGCGAAGCACCACUUUACGAAUAUGCAUUGAUUUCAGACGACCAUAUGAUGCCGCUUCUGCGUAAUCUGUACGGCGCCGUUCCACAGGUUAUUCAAGCAUUUGAAUCCCUGCCAUUACCCAUUCUAAAGGCAGAUUUCUUUCGGUAUCUUAUCCUAUACGCUAGAGGUGGCAUUUACUCUGAUAUUGACACAUACCCUCUCAAGCCACUUGAUUCGUGGCCGUCUAUCUCUAGCAUCGGCGACUCCAAAAUUGAUUCCGCAAUCCAGUACAAAGGUCUGCGAUCGGUAAGUGAGUCUACGGUUCGAGAACUUGGCUUUGUUGCUGGAAUUGAAGCGGACCCAGAUAGAGUUGAUUGGAACGAGUGGUAUGCGCGUAGAAUUCAAUUUUGCCAGUGGACCAUUAAAUCAAAACCUGGCCAUCCACUUUUGAGAGAACUGAUCAUAAAUAUUACGGCAACUACGCUAGCAAGCACCAACGUCAAAAGCAGCAUUGAAGCACCUGAAUUCAUCAUCGACGAAGACCACAGGAGUGAUUACUUGAUAAAUUGUCGUGACAAGAGAAGAUUUGAUGAUGAUUUCCCGGCCGAUCAAAAGAAGACGUCUAAAAAUGUCGACGGUACUGAUACCAUGAACUGGACAGGACCCGGUAUAUUUUCUGACGCCGUGUUUGAAUACCUCAACAACCUUAUUCAAACAAAUCUCGACAUCUCAAUAAUCAACAACAAUAUGAAGGCUAGUCAUGAGUCUGGCACACAAAAAUUUUACCGUAAGAUAACUGAGGGCCUCGAGUCGAGCGCCACCUUUGUCAAGGAAUUUUUUACACUGAUAGAAGAGCCCGUUGUUGUGGACGACGUAAUGAUCUUACCAAUUACUAGCUUUUCACCUGGCGUCAAUAAUAUGAAUGCAAAAUCGGACGAUGAUGAGAUGGCGUUUGUCAAACAUCAGUUCACGGGGUCUUGGAAGGGAAAAGAACCUAAAAAGAAAAAGCCACCAGUAAACAAACAGCCGCCUGUUGGAAAGUAG